CCCCAGCUGUUAAGCUAUUUCUUCCCUGACGUUACAAAGUCACAACAGCUCUUUCCUUCUUCACUAUUUCUCCAUUAAAAGCCUCUAUCUUAGCUUCAUUUUCAACAAGUUUAGAAGCUUCAGGAGUCUUAACACCAGACCAAACCUUACUCAAUCUCCCUUUUUUUUUAUUUGUUUCAUUUUUCCUCUUCAAUUUCUUUACACAUAAAACUUUGCUUAUUGAUUUACAGUUUCUAACUUUCUUUGCUUUUGUUUUUAUGUCUGUUUUCUGGGUUGGAGAAUGGAGCACGAAAACAUAGACUGGAACAACAUAGAAUCUAUAUUCGAAGAAGACGACACGUACGAGAAUAUCAAUGCGCCUAAAUGGGUUGAUCUUUCUGCUCCAUGUGAAACUAUAGAUGAUGAAGCCUGGUUCUGCAAACCUGGUUGCAAGCAUCCGAAGUGUGCCGAAGAUUAUCUUAAAUCAAAGCACUACUCUAAGGUGAAGCUGCUAAGGUCUAUGACUAUAUCUGAAAUUCUUCCUUUCAGGGACAGAACCCGCAGAGAAGCAAAGGCUAAAAAUGGAGAAAAAUGGUCUAAACCUGCACAAAGUUUAACCGUAGACAAUGAGAACAGGAACCCAAACUUAUCUACUCCACCUCUCAGUGCCAAGACUAUGCCAAACAAAUUGGCAAAGAAAUCAUCUAUGAAGGAGAAAACUCUGUUGGAUGAUUUAAGAGACAAUUCAGCCAAGUCUGAUGGGAAGCGGGGUUUGAAGAGUACUUUCUCUGCGCGUAAUUUGGGAGCAGGACGAGAGAUUUUAAGUCAGAUCACUGAACUCUGCGCUGAAUUGAAGAAAAUGGCAAGGAAGGGUUCGAAAAAAGGAGCAUCAGAGAAGGCUUCGGGUGGUGUUUUGGGUGAAUUGAAGGAGAGAGUUAGAGAAAGAGAGAGGACGCCUCUGCUUGUGGUUAAAGAUAGGGAAGGCUAGAGAUAGUAGUGUAAAUGAAACAGGGGGAAAACAGAGAAUUACUGUAAAUUUUAUUUUACUUAAUAAAAACUAUGCUUGAUUCCAUCCUUUUCAUAGCAAACAUCUUCCUGUUUUCUUUCCAAAAUCUCCGAAUCCUGCUUGUAAAUUGUAAUUUUGAUCAGAGUCCGUCAAGAUAUUUGUUUAAUCACUGUUUUCCUUGGUGGUUUUGAAUAUGCAUUCGAGCACCAGAGAACCAAUGAUGCAUGUUUCAGAGAAGUGUGUCAAAACUGGUCAGCUGGAUAUGGACAAGAAAGCCGAUAUCCCAAGAUAUGCCAAUUGAUUCAAGAUUAUUAACCAAAGAGAAUAAGAUUCAGGAUGCAGGAUUUUGUUACAAUUUUUUUUUUUUUUAUGGAUUGUCACCAUUUUUUAAAGAGUAUUUAAAAGAAUACGGGACAAAGAAAAUUGUUUGGGGAAGUGAGGAGGACCGAGGGUUUAUUAUCUCAUAAGCAGUGAAUUCACUGCUACCAAUGAACUGCACAAAAAUUAUAGGUACAACUUCACAUGAAUUAUACUACAAAAUUUUCUCAUUUUAGAUCCCAUUUCUCACAUAACAUUUUGUUGACCUCAUAUGCAAUAUUGUAUAAUCCCCACAAUCGAAACCGGACAAUAUCCUUGAUCUGUUUCACAAUCUGCUCCCUGCGCAUUCCACAUUGUUAAAUUGCCUUUGAUUCCUUUCCUACCAAGCAACUCUAAGUAGGAUAGAUAUGAGCGAUUUCCCUUUGAGUUUCUCUACUGCCCACUUAAACUCAUUUUCCCAGCUAACUACCUCCCUACUCAGAUUACAAAGUUGCAAAACCUGCUUCCUUGCAGCCUUUGAAUAACUGCAUCUAAAGAAAAUAUGGUUCCUACUUUGACUUGCAAGAAAAUAUAC
This is a messenger RNA of Durio zibethinus, 1877 nucleotides long. RefSeq lists its product as uncharacterized. The record is from RefSeq and is a predicted model, not a curated record. NCBI's taxonomy places the organism in Eukaryota, Viridiplantae, Streptophyta, Magnoliopsida, Malvales, Malvaceae.